AUGAAGAAACAUCUCGAUCGUGCCCUUAUUCCGGAAGAGACCGAGUCGUCUCCACACAGUGAUUCCACCAAGGAUGUUGAUGAAAUUGAUGAUUUGGACACCGAGUUUGGAAGACUAGCUAUGGGGAACGGAAGAAGUAGAUACAUGAACAGCACUUACUGGGCCAGUUUGGACGAGGAGGUUGAGGAUCUCAAUAGCCUCCUUCAAGACGGACCAGAAGAAACAGAUCAAUGGGGCAUACAGGCUGCGCCGGGUGGUGGCCCGACAACUCAAGCCAGCAUCUUGCCCUUUGGCUCUUCUAACCAAAACAUUUCGAAACUACAUCCCCCAGCCGAGCAAAUUCCACUAUUUUGGAGUUUGUUCAAACAUAAUUGCGACAGAUUGAUCAAAGUAUUGCAUAUACCGACUGUAGAACCGCUCGUGCUCCAGACUGCACAGCAAAUGAGACACAUGUCAAGAGGGCUUGAGGCACUCAUGAUGGCCGUAUACUUCAAUGUUGUGGUCAGUUUGUCACCAGAGCAGUGCCUCCAAGUUCUUGGGGAUGAGAAGGUCAGCCUUAUUCGGAUAUAUAAGUUCGCGACCGAGCAAGCAUUAGCUCGAGCAGGUCUCCUUGAGACAGAUGAGAUUAUAGUCCUACAAGCCUUCACCAUCUUCCUAACUGCUGUGCGAAUCCACAACAGUGCUCGGCUCAUGUGGACCCUAACCGCGCUUUUAGUCCGACUUUCACAGAAUGCCGGUAUUCAUCGCGACGGGGUCCACUUUAGCCUAAGUCCCUUCGUGGUAGAGAUGAGGCGGAGAUUGUGGUGGUGCAUAUGCGUUCUUGAAUCGCGAGCAUGCGAGGAUACUGGCUACGAUGCUACAAUUACUCCCCAGAGUGUUGAUACACAGUUGCCGCUUAACGUUAACGAUUCGGACUUAUUCCCGGAUAUGACACAACUCCCGCAGCCUAGAGUCGGCCCUACAGAUAUGAUCUUUAGCGUCUUACGUUUUGAAAAUACAAAAAUUUUCCGGCGUCUUCAGUACAUGUCGGCGGAUUCAACACUCGAAGGCUACAAAUUGUCUGCGGCACAGACUUUCGAGAAAAAAACUCAGGCGAUUACAGAAUUUCAGAGCCGGAUUCAGAAACUGUACCUCAAACACUUGGAUUUGUCGGACCCUUUUUCCUAUUUCACUUCUACCAUAUCUCGAAUCAUCUUCACCAAAAUGUGGCUGGUUACUUACCACCCCUCUCUGCGAAAGGUUGACAGUGUAGCCCCUCCUCAGGAUACCAAAGAUCGCCUUUUCACUAUGUCCACUAUGUUAAUUGAGUAUUGGCUUCACUUGAAUGAAGACAAGAGCACAAUUCAGUGGAGGUGGCUUUGUGAAACGUACGUUCAGUGGUACGCUCUUACAUUUUUGCUUUCGGAGCUGUGCGGUCGUACCCACGGUGAAGCUGUGGAAAGAGCGUGGAAGGCGGUAGAUGGUGCUCUCAAAGUCGGACUCAACAUCCACUAUUCUUCCUGUCAAGCAGCGGAGGUCGACGUCUGCCAGCGACCCAGCAUGGAAGGCACUGGCUGCGAAUUAUACAAACCCCUCGGGAAACUUUUAAGCAAGGCUCGUUCGGCCAGAACAAGCUCUCAAUUCCGACCUGUCGCUGAAUAUAUGGGAAGUAGUGAGCAGGGCCCUAGGAUGACUACAUCCGAUUUUUUCUCUGGGGUGCCUCUGCACGACAAUCUUCACACUCCCAGCUAUAUUCUCAAUAAUCCGGCACUGUCCACGGACCAUUCUAUAUGUGAUUCGUCUUGGCUGGAGGAAAACCCGGGCUUUUUCCGUCAAUGGCCUUUCGGGAAUGACACUUCAUCUGAUGUUCAAGUCCAGGAUGAUGUGGGUUUAUGGUCAGAUUGGCCGAUGUACCCACAGGCGGACUUUGUCACUCAAUGA
Messenger RNA from Penicillium samsonianum, 1920 nucleotides. Its product is annotated as fungal specific transcription factor domain-containing protein. Gene Ontology annotation, biological process: DNA-templated transcription. Gene Ontology annotation, molecular function: zinc ion binding; DNA binding. Lineage: Eukaryota; Fungi; Ascomycota; Eurotiomycetes; Eurotiales; Aspergillaceae. Bases 1 to 1920 code for a protein of 639 amino acids. The record is from RefSeq and is a predicted model, not a curated record. The transcript has 2 exons.